CGCCAUUGAACUCGAUUACCGCUCUGGCCAGUUGACUGCUUUGCAACGCGCACAGUCAGCUCUGUAUUGAAAAAUAUCAUAAGCGCAACGACCGCGCGCCAAUUCACACGCGAACCACGCGACAUGGCUCCACGCAGUCGGCGGAGCGCUGCCGCCGCCGUGACGGAAGUUGUCGAGGAGGAAGAACAGGAGCAGGAGGAGGAGGAGCAAGACGGGCUAAAGAAGCUGAGAUUCAAACAGUCGCUUGUGGGACGACCAGGGAAGCAGAUCAGCGUGGCCGAUGUCUUGACGCGACUGAAGACGUUGCUGGACGAGCUACGGACCAUAGAUCAAGAGGAGGCACACCGGGAGUCGCUCGCGCCCAUCGCGCAGGAACUGUCUCACCAGAGCCUCCUGCAGCACAAGGAUGCCGGUGUGCGCGCGUGGACGGCCUGCUGCGUGGUUGACAUGCUCAAGCUGUUCGCGCCAGACGCGCCAUACCCCGCCUCCAAGCUGAAGGAAAUCUUCUCCGUCAUAAUCGUCAAGAUGCUGCCCCUCCUAGCCGACCCCUCGCAUCCUUACAACAGCCAGCACAUGUACGUGCUUCGGUCGCUCGCCGAGUGGAAGAGCAUCCUACUCAUAAAUGAGAUUCCUGGCUCCGACCAGCUGACCUCGGCCCUCUUCACCACCUGCUUCGAUGUGCUAUCUGGGCCGUCAAAGAGUGACAACGGCGAGGAGCUGAGCAAGAACGUAGAGCAUAAUAUGACCGAGGUCCUCUCCACCGUCAUCGAUGAAGCGCCGGCCGUCACACAUGACGUCGUAGACGUCGUUGUCGCGCAGUUCCUGUGGGCUGAUCCCAUAACACUAGGGAGCUCCGCGAAGGGCAAGAAGAAUGCGCCAAUAGACGCCAAGCAGUCAACACUGCGACGCAAGGAGGCGCCGCCUGCUUACAACAUGGCCAAGAACAUCUGCAAUGCUUACCCCGAGAAAAUGGCUCGCCUGAUUGGUAACUACUUCAGCUCUGUUAUUGUGGACUUCACCAAUGCUGGAACCUCCUUCAAGAACCAGACGCGUCAUCGAGCAGGGAGCGCCGACUCGGAAGACGAAGUUUCUAAGGGUCCUUCCGAGGAUGACAUCAACGAGGCGAACAAGGCCCAUAGAUUGCUCCGAGAGCUUUGGAAGUGCUGCCCUGGUGUCCUGCAAGAGAUCAUCCCUCAUCUACAGGAUGAGCUGGGCACCGAGAAUGUCCAAUUACGUCAACUUGCCACCGAAACCUUUGGAGACAUGAUCUCAGGAAUCGGUGCGGCCGGCCCGCCUCCUCUCCCUGAAAUGAACCCUGUAGCAUAUCCCUCGCAGAGCCUUGGACGUUCAGAAGCGGCUAAAUCUUUCGAUUUUCUCACGACACCUGCCUCUAUCAACUCCUUCCCAACCCAGCAUCCGGUUGCUUAUCAUGCUUUUUUGCAGCGAAAGAAUGACAAAUCCGCUGUCAUUCGCGCCUCAUGGACCACUGGCGUAGGAAGAAUACUAAUGACAUCAGCCGGUGGUAUUGGCCUUGAUCCAGAAGAGGAAAAGAAGCUCCUCAAGCACUUCGCCGAGUGUCUCAUCGAUAGCGACGAGAAGGUGCGGUUAGCGGCUGUUCAAGCUGUGGAGCGCUUUGAUUUCAACGACAUCGUUCGCAAACUGGGCAGUAACGGUAGCAUGUCGGAACCAGGGUCUAUUCUUUCGAACCUUGCCGAUAGAGUCAAAGACAAGAAGAGUGUCAUUCACUCUGAGAGUAUGAGACUUCUUGGAAGGAUUUGGGGGGUAGCUGCGGGUGCCAUUGCGGAAGGAGACGACACAGUCAAGACUCUGCUUGGACCAAUACCGUCACGGAUACUGGAAGCAUGUUACGUCAACGACUUGGAGAUCAAUGUUCAGGUCGACCUCGUGCUAUACGAGUCUUUGUUGCCGCUUGCUUAUCCGCCAAUGAAGCCAAAGGCCGUCGCAAGCGGAGCAUCACAAGUCGUGAAAGACAGCCAGGCGAACGGAGACCAGGGAUAUACAGAGGCAGAAUUGGACAAGAUCCGAGCGGAAAGACAACUCGUACUCGUCCACGGUCUAGAGGAGAAGGCCAAGAAAGUUUUUUUUGCUAAACAGAGCAAUCAAGUCAGCAUGUCCACGUUCAUGGAGCACUUUCUAAAGUUUUGCGAAGAGUAUAAUGGUGGCGUCACGGACGAUGAAGAGAGGGAUACCAAGAAGAAGCUUGAAGGACUCAUCAAUUACUGGGCGAAAACGCUUCCAAACUCAGCACGCGUGAUGGAUGAUUUGUGGAAGUUUGCGAAGGCUCAUGACCGCCGUGCAUACACGCUUAUACGCUUCUGCAUGGACCCAACAAGCGACUACAGGAGAGUCUUCAGAUCAAUUAAAGAGUUGCGAAAGAGAAUUGAGGACGGGCCCGGCUUAUCAAUGCUCGAAACACUAAACCCUCUUCUCUACCGUGUCAGCUUACUCUGCUACAACAAAAGCCAUGUUUCUGCUAUUAUCGACUACACUCGAUCUGACGACAAAGGGCUGGGUACUACCGCACACGAGUUGCUGAACGCAAUCUCCACAAAGCACCCCAAGGUCUUCUCUACUCACGUCAAAGACCUGUGCAGGACGCUUGAGAACGAGUCGCCGACAGCAAAGACGCCCAACCCUCUUGGCGCUGUCGACGAUCUCAAGGCUUGCGCCGCCUUUGCAAAGAAAUUCCCUACCGACAUCCCAAUGAAUGGGAAAGAGAGUCGCAAACUUGUCCAGAGCUUUUUGAACUUCGCACUCUACGGCACGCCUCCCCAAGCCGCCAAGCAUGCGAUCACUAUCAUAAUGAACAGCGAUAACAAGAAGGAGAUGCACGCAAAAGAGAUACUGACAAAGAGCAUCAAGAACUUUGAGUACGGUGGUGAUCAUUGGCUCACCAAGUUGGCAGCGCUAAGCCAGUUGGUUCUUCUUGCUCAACCUGAAUGUGAAGACGACAUGGACUCGAUUGUAGAGAUCGCUAUUCAGAAAAUUCUCCAGAAGCCUCACUCGACUACUGCCAAUGCCGACGAGGCAUGGGCGGAUCUACCAGACGAUGAUAUCCAGGGCAGAGCAUGGGCGGUCAAGAUACUCGUCAACAGACUACGCUCGCUACCCAUCGAAUCCAACAUCGAUGAAGCUGCGACGGACACAUACGCCUUGCUUAAUCGAUUAGUGAAGGAGAAUGGCGAAGGCUCAGACGACGAUAGUACUCCGGCAGAUCACAAAAACCGUCAACGACUCCUUGCGGCCAACUCUCUUCUCAAACUUUCCUGCAACCCGCGUUUGGAAAAGCUCUUGAAACCCGCUCAGUUCAACCAACUGGCUCUUGUUACGCACGAUCUUUGCUUCCAAGUUCGCAAAGGUUUUGCUGACAAGCUUAUGAAAUACCUGGGUCAGAACCGGCUUCCAACUCGGUUCUACGCUAUUUUGUUCUUCCUCGCAUACGAACCAGAGAGAACCGAGAAGAUCGGAUUUGAGACAUGGAUUCGUUCACGUCAAGCCGCUAAGGCGCUUCAAAAAGACACUACUCUGGAGCUGAUAUUUCCCCGGCUACUGAGUCUGCUUGCUCAUCAUCCCGAUUUCGACACAGAAGACGAGACAUUGAAGCUCAUGUCGGAAUACAUCCUGUUCUACCUAAAGUGUGUGGCUACGAAAGACAACAUUUCUCUCAUCCAUCACGCCGCUCAACGCGUGAAGAGUGUCGCGGAUGGUAUUGAGCCCUCCCCUCAAGCUGAUAAGAACCUCUACGUCUUGUCUAGUCUCUCCGAUGCGCUCAUCACUGCAUGGACAGAGCAAAACGGUUGGAGCUCGGAAACUUGGCCAGGGAAAACAGGACUGCCGUCCGGUAUCUUCCGACCGCUCAAGAGCCACGAUCAAGCCCAGGAAAUCGCAGACAAACAAUGGAUAGACGACGGUUUGAUAGACGAGCUAGAACCGCUCGUGCGCAAAGCCAUUCGAAGCAAGAAACGCAGAGCUACUGACGGCGACGAGAAGAAGUCACGCAAGAAGGCCAGGAGUGAGAAGACAAAGAGGGUCAAAGGGGAGCGGCCGAUCAAGACACCCAGGAAGAAGAGGAGGGCUGACAACGACGAUGAUGAGAGCGAUGGGGAUGGCCGCGCCAGGCCGUCGAGCGAGCCCAGACGUAAGAGUGGACGUCAAAGUACUGCGCACAAGAGCUACAUUGAAGUGUCAAGCGGCGAGGAAGAUGCACAGGUCGGCGCCGAGGAGCCCGAGGAGGAAGAGGAGGAGGAGGCAGAGACCUCGGAAGCCAACGAGCAAUCAUCACCUGCUCCCGAAGAAGACGUCGAAAUGGCAGACGAGGAGACUGUUGUGGUAGACGUUCCGACCACAGAGCCGGAAGGCGACGCAGAAGCGGAAGCAGAAGAAUCCGACCUCUCCGACCCCGAGGCCUCCCCUGAACCGUCGCCAGAACCCGAGCCCCCGAAAAAAACUACAAGGGGUAAAUCUGCAAAGACGACAAACGGCGCGAAAUCGUCUCCGGUCGCGCAGAAGCGCAAGGCCGAGACCACUCUACCAGCCAGACCAGCGAAGACUACAGCGAAGAGCAAGGCUAAAGCCAACGAGACAGCGACUCCAUCAAGCCCGGUCGCUAAUGGCACGCGACGCAGUGCCCGCACGAAAGGCUGAUCGCGGCCGUCUCAGGCUUUGGUUUCUCUCGAUUCACCCCUUGCGGAUAUUGUUGUAUAUCUCGUACGGGCCGGCUUUCCUUCUCCCUGUGAAUCCGUGGCGAAAAGUAUGUUCUGAAUACUGCCACCUCGGGCGUCUUGGGUGGGGAAGGCGGCUGUUGUCAUGUUACGUUUUGCUUAUCGUUUAGUAUGAUACCUGCGAGAUUGCUUAUGUGUGAAGAUUGCGGAUGGGAGCGUGGAAUCUUUUUACUAUUUAGCGUUUUUAUGGCGUGAUGGAGGUGUUAGCAGCGUAGGU
This is a messenger RNA of Dothidotthia symphoricarpi CBS 119687, 4959 nucleotides long. Its product is annotated as sister chromatid cohesion and DNA repair protein. The record is from RefSeq and is a predicted model, not a curated record. The transcript has 3 exons. Gene Ontology annotation, biological process: mitotic sister chromatid cohesion. NCBI's taxonomy places the organism in Eukaryota, Fungi, Ascomycota, Dothideomycetes, Pleosporales, Dothidotthiaceae. Bases 124 to 4665 code for a protein of 1513 amino acids.